AUGGCUCUCGAACGUGGUAAUGGUAAGGAAAACUCAGGUAAAUGGCGCAUGUGCGUCAACUUUACAGAUUUAAAUAAGGCAUGCCCUAAAGAUGCUUACCCUUUACCUUGCAUCGAUAAACUCGUAGAUAGUGCGUCAGGUUUCAAAAGCUUGAGCUUUAUGGAUGCAUACUCUGGCUACAACCAGAUCCUCAUGCAUCCGGAAGACCAAAGCAAAACAGCAUUUAUAACCGAACAUGGAAACUUUUGUUAUAGAGUAAUGUCAUUUGGUCUAAAGAAUGCAGGUGCAACCUAUCAACGGCUGAUGGACAAAGUGUUCUAUCACCAAAUUGGUUGGAACAUGGAAAUCUAUGUGGACGAUAUGGUCGCCAAAACUACACAGCAAAAAUCACACUGCGACGACCUCAGGGAGGUAUUUGAACAGAUCCGAGCAUAUAACAUGAGACUCAAUCCGGAGAAAUGUGCCUUCGGAGUACAAGGAGGCAAAUUCCUCGGAUUCAUGCUGACCUCACGAGGAAUUGAAGCAAACCCUGAGAAAUGUGAGGCGAUACUCAAAAUGGCGAACCCUAAAACAGUAAAAGAGGUACAACAAUUAGCAGGAAAGGUAGCAGCACUAUCUCGGUUCUUGCAAGCAGCCUCAAGCCGAUCAUAUCAUUUCUUCCAAACAAUAUCAAAGAAUAAGAAAUUUCAAUGGACAGAAGAGUGCGAGAAAGCGUUCACCGAACUCAAGACCAUUCUAUCAUCACCACCUGUGCUGCAAAGACCAGAAGUCGAUAAACCUUUAUACUUAUACUUAUCUGUUUCUAAUUAUUCUAUAAGCUCGGCUCUGGUCCUUGAGACAGGAAAAACACAACAGCCAGUAUACUUCGUUAGUAGAGUCAUGCAAUCAACAGAACAGAAGUACCCGAGGAUAGAACAACUAGCUUUAGCACUCGUAACAACGGCAAAAAGACUAAGGCACUAUUUCCAAAGCCACACAAUAGUAGUAAGGACAAACCAACCACUAAGACAGAUACUGACAAAACCAGAACUGGCUGGACGUCUGACCAAAUGGUCUAUCGAGCUCUCAGAAUUCGACAUCCAAUUUCAACCAAGGUCGGCACUAAAAGCACAGAUCCUCGCGGACUUCAUCUCAAAACUAACCCAAAACGAACACAACAAAUCUUGGGAAUUACAUGUGGACGGGGCGUCCAGCCGAGGAGGAAACGGAGCUGAGAUAAUCCUGAAAGAAGGAGACAAGGUGGUGGCCAAGCAAUCCCUCCAGUUCCACUUCCCGACAAGCAACAAUCAAGCCGAAUAUGAGGCCCUCAUAGCAGGACUCAAGCUCGCCCUAGAUCUCCAAGCAAAAAGCCUGACAGCACACUGUGAUUCCCUCUUAGUGGUGCAACAAAUCCGAGGAGAAUUUCAAGUAAAAGAUCCCUUGCUAGAGCGAUAUUGGCUCAUAGCAAAGGAUCUCAUUUCAAAAUUUAGCUCAUUCAUUAUUCUACACGUACAUAGAGAAGAGAAUGUUAGAGCAGACAUAUUAUCAAAACUUGUCGCCACUAGGGCGGACACACAAACAUCAGCACUAUCACAAUUAACACUUAAAAGACCCAGCAUUGAACUAUUAUCUAUAACAAACAUUAACCACCUUCGAGACUGGAGAACACCUUUCCUUGAAUACAUCAAUGCAGGUAUCAUUCCUAGAGACGAGCUCAACCCGCAACACUUCAGACGAAAAGCAAGCCUCUACACAAACAUAGAAGGAGAGCUAUACAGGCGCGGCUUCUCACAACCAUUGCUAAAAUGCCUGAACAAAGAUGAGGCAAAAGAGGUGAUGGACGAAAUACACGAAGGAGUCUGUGGGAACCACAUCGGAGGCUGGGCUCUCACCGCAAAGAUUGUCCGAACAGGAUAUUAUUGGCCGACCAUGAAAAGGGAUUGCAUGAAAAAAGUCAAAACAUGCGACAAAUGUCAAAAGCAUGCAGCCAUCUCUACAAAACCGGCCGAAGCAUUACACAGCAUGGAGCACCAUUUUAGCUCGGUCGAACACCCACAAACCAAUGGACAGGCCGAAGCUGCUAACCGAGUUAUACUGCAGGCAAUAAAGAAAAAGCUCGAUAAUGCAAAAGGAGAAUGGUCGGAGCUAAUACCAGAAGUACUGUGGAGUUACAACACCACAAUACAAACAACAACGGGCGAAACACCCUUCAAGCUAGUCUAUGGGUCGGAAGCAUUAAUCCCAGUAGAGGUCGGGGUCCCCACGCUAAGAGCCGACCUAUACGACGAACAACACAACAUAAACACAAUAAAUGCCGAGCUUGACCUAGCAGAAGAGAACUGGGAAAUCACCGUCAUUAAACAAAGGGCUCAGAAACAACUGGCAGAAAGAAGGCACAACAAAAAAGUGGUGCCUAGAACAUUCGAGGAGGGCGACUUAGUCCUCAGACGAACAGAAGAAGCCAGGCGACCUCCUUCACACGGAAAGCUCGCCGCAAACUGGGAGGGACCAUUCCGAGUAUCCAGAGUGCUCGGAAUGGGGGCUUACCAGCUGCAAACAUUACAAGGCAAUCCAAUUUCAGGGAAUUGGAACAUCUCUUCACUAAAGUUGUACAGGUCAUAG
This is a messenger RNA of Arachis ipaensis, 2601 nucleotides long. The record is from RefSeq and is a predicted model, not a curated record. NCBI's taxonomy places the organism in Eukaryota, Viridiplantae, Streptophyta, Magnoliopsida, Fabales, Fabaceae.